Molecule: messenger RNA, 3540 nt
Organism: Eublepharis macularius
Lineage: Eukaryota; Metazoa; Chordata; Lepidosauria; Squamata; Eublepharidae
Gene: AKT1
Product: AKT serine/threonine kinase 1
Exons: 14
Coding region: 346-1788 (480 amino acids)
Biological process (GO): protein phosphorylation
Molecular function (GO): protein serine/threonine kinase activity; ATP binding
Source: RefSeq, a predicted model, not a curated record
AGCCGGAGAGGACCCGGGAGCCGCCGCGCGCCCCGCUGCCCGGCCCGUCCGCCCCGGCGUGGCUGUGCCUGGAAGAGCGCGCGCGGGCAGCGGCCGGCCCUCCAUUCAUCGCCCAGGCGGGCAGGCGCUCCAUGGGCUGAGUCCUGCCGGAGCAGCCGGAGGAGGAGGCGCCUGCCCCAGCCCGCCUAGGCCGCGGCUCCAGCCCGCCGCUCUGCAGCCCGCCGCUCCCCUCGCCAGCUCCGGGCAUGGAUAGUUGAAAAGGGGAACAAGGAAGCGGGGAGCCGUGUUCUGUGCAGCGGGGGCUGAACUUCUGUCGGUCGCUUGCUUGAGAGACGCCCUGCCAUUAUGAAUGAAGUAGCAAUCGUGAAGGAAGGCUGGCUCCACAAACGAGGAGAAUACAUUAAAACAUGGAGGCCGAGGUAUUUUCUGUUGAAGAAUGAUGGAACGUUUAUUGGCUACAAAGAGCGACCGCAAGAUGUGGACCAACGGGAGUCCCCCUUAAAUAACUUCUCUGUGGCUCAGUGCCAGUUGAUGAAGACGGAGAAACCCAAACCAAACACAUUCAUCAUCAGAUGCCUCCAGUGGACCACAGUAAUUGAAAGAACAUUUCAUGUGGAGACUCCAGAGGAGAGAGAAGAAUGGACAAAAGCCAUCCAAACAGUAGCAGACAGCCUUAAGAAACAAGAGGAAGAAAUAAUGGAUUUCAGAUCUGGUUCCCCCAGUGAUAAUUCAGGUGCUGAAGAAAUGGAAAUUUCUAUGACAAAACCAAAACAUAAAGUGACCAUGAAUGAAUUCGAAUACCUUAAGCUGCUGGGGAAAGGCACAUUUGGGAAAGUUAUUCUGGUGAAGGAGAAAGCGACAGGACGGUAUUACGCAAUGAAAAUUCUGAAGAAGGAAGUAAUUGUAGCAAAGGAUGAAGUGGCACAUACCUUGACAGAAAACCGUGUUUUACAAAAUUCUAGGCAUCCUUUCUUAACAGCUUUAAAGUAUUCCUUUCAGACGCAUGACCGGUUGUGCUUUGUCAUGGAGUACGCCAACGGAGGGGAGUUGUUCUUCCAUCUAUCGCGGGAGCGAGUCUUUUCUGAAGACCGGGCCCGCUUUUAUGGGGCUGAGAUUGUAUCGGCGCUGGACUACCUACAUUCAGAGAAGAACGUGGUCUAUAGAGAUUUAAAGCUGGAGAACUUGAUGCUGGAUAAAGAUGGGCACAUAAAGAUAACGGAUUUUGGGUUAUGCAAAGAAGGGAUCAAGGAUGGAGCGACGAUGAAGACUUUUUGUGGCACGCCCGAGUAUCUUGCGCCGGAGGUGCUGGAAGAUAAUGACUAUGGGCGUGCGGUGGACUGGUGGGGUUUAGGAGUCGUCAUGUAUGAAAUGAUGUGCGGGCGGCUCCCUUUCUACAACCAGGAUCACGAGAAGCUCUUUGAACUCAUUCUCAUGGAAGAGAUCAGGUUCCCGCGCACUUUGUCACCAGAAGCGAAAUCUCUUCUAUCAGGCUUGCUAAAGAAGGAUCCUAAGCAAAGGUUAGGUGGCGGACCAGAUGACGCCAAAGAGAUUAUGCAACACAAAUUUUUUGCCGGCAUUGAAUGGCAAGAUGUAUAUGAAAAAAAGCUGGUACCUCCGUUUAAACCACAAGUGACGUCUGAAACGGACACACGUUACUUCGAUGAAGAAUUCACAGCACAGAUGAUUACAAUCACACCCCCAGACCAAGAUGACAAUAUGGAUUGCGUCGAUAGUGAGCGACGACCACACUUCCCUCAGUUUUCAUAUUCUGCCAGCGGGACGGCUUAACAUUUCGCUUGUCCGCACUGAGAAAGCGGUUUGAUAGCAUUUGGGGGGGGGACCUUAUUUUGACAACGGACACUAGAGAACGCUCUGCAAUAUGUGAAUUGCAAACUAUGUUUGUACUUGGGUUCAGCUGAAUUUGUAAGAAAGCCCUGCAGGUUGUAUAUUUAAAACAAUCCUGAUGCGUUUUUGAGGCCGACUCUCCAGAAAGACGAGCAUCCAUUCUUAAAAUGAUUAAAAUGUUGUUAAAAUUAAAAGGGGGAAAAGCCUUUUCUUCUGAAAAAGAUGAACUUCAGUUUUUUAAGAAUACGAACCCCCCCCCCCCCAAACUGUUUACUUUCUAGAGGUUUAUGAUAUCCAACAUGGCGGCCGCAUUGACCAUUUAAAAAAUGAUGUUUCUUAUUUAUUUCACACAGUUCAUCAUGUAAGUAGGAACGCUGCACUGUUAUGAUAUGAGAGACAGACUUAGAGAGUGUAAAGAAUGCAAGUGACAAAAAACAAAGAAAUUCUAGAAACGCAACAGUUUGACUUCCACUCAGGCAGCCCGUGAAAUGUUGGCCGAUCUAGGAAAUUGAUUAUAGGAAUGGCAUUGAUGAUCUCAGUGACGUGAUACAAACAGAAAGAAAAUGCAGUUUUGAGAUACUACAUAUCAAAUGGAGCUGAGUGUGAUCUGUACCGUUCUCUACAUUACACGAGGAAACGUCCCUCUGAAGACAAGAGUGUUGAAGAUCCAAUUUUCUGUAUAUUUCUUUUCUAAGAUUGGCUUUGCCAAAUCUUGGUAACUACCCACUGGCAAUUUCUCUUGUAUGGGCCCUGUUGAAACCAGUGGAGGAAGCUCUGGAGCACACACACACACCAAUUUGUUUAUUCUGGAGUGUUUGUUCCAGGAAAUUUUCCUGAGGACUGUGUCCAGUGCAAACAAGCUGAUUUCAUGGUUUCGUCUGAAAAUGUUUCUAUAGCUGCAGAAUUGACCCAUCAAGAAUUCCACUUCUGAAAAAAACGUAGAAAGCUCCCCUCCCCGCUAGUUGCCUUUUAACUGAAUGAGUUGAUGGAGCAAUGAUCAAAUUUUGGGCCCCAGAGCCAUUUUCUUCAUAUAUUUAAGGGGCUCUGGUAAAAUGGCACCAUAUGGUUAGACCCAGUUAGAGGGCAGUCCUGCAUUCUCUUCCCUUUUUAAAUGUACAUUUUGUAAAGGUUAUUGGGAGUGGGGGGUGCUCAGUAUGUUUGGAGGAAACUCCUUUAGCAGUGGCUGGGGUGGGGUGGUGUAAAAAGAAAAAAGUAGGGUGAAACUUCAUGUGUUCCAGGAAAAAAGGGGGUUCAAAAGAUUUUUUUUAAUUCUAGUACUUCUUUUCCCCACUGUUUUGCUUCCCCCCCUCACCGUUUCGUCUUGUAUUCUCAUAAAAACCACUUCAUUUUGACUCUGCCAAAAAUGAUAACGAGAUCAUCGUUUGCCUUUGCUGUGGCCAGGGCUUUCUAGCUCUUUGCUUGUUCUGAGAACGAGUUUAUUCAGUUGUGGCUUUUAUGUUCCUUUAGAUAUGCUUUUUGUUUCUCUGUUCUUUUAUCUGUAUAAAGUUGAUUAAAUAAACUGCAGUUCCUUAGCAUUUUUUUUAUUUGAAAGGGAGCAUAUUUAAGACACCCUCAAACCUUUUCCUCAACAUGAAAUCCCAUUAUGUUUUUUUACAACGUUCAGUUCUAGUAUUUUUACUUAUUAUAUGAAAGUUUCCCUAAGAAUACUUCAAUAAAAUGCGCUUUAACAAGUAA